CGUAGCUCCGUACUAAAAAAUCCGAUAAAAUAGGAAAAAGUCAACGUAUCUCUAUGACCAAGGUGUCAAAGGACUUAUCUCGUUGAGCUCCAUAUAGUGAAGUGUAGUGCAGUACCGGAUUAGUGUUGGAAAGUGUUUUAGUGUGAAUAAUUAGCUUUUUUGAGGUUAACACUCAAAAAACAUCCACUGAAUCACUCACAGCCCGAGAUCCACAAAAGCCACAGAGUCGAGCGAUACGUCAUUAUUCGCGCCUCGGCAGGACCAGUCUACAGGUGCUUUUAUGGAAAUUCUACGACCUCCCACUCUGGAAUAAGGAGACAAAAACCGAAAACCACGUGGCCACGUGGUCCGGGAACGCGACGCUCCACAGACUUCGUUCAAGGUUUGGAUGCUGCAGCUUGAAUAAAGAAGAGGUUUGGUGCAAUUUCUAGAAAAUGUUGACAAUAACUUUUAUAGUUAUAAGAAUUAGAAAUUUAAAACUUUGAACCUGUAUAUCUCUAAAAGUAGAUCGAUAACAUAUAUUUUUCAAGAAGCUCUGCGUUGCGCGUAAACUUGAUUUACAUAACGAAAUUCUAAAAAAAAAAAAAAAAAACAGGGGGUGGGGGAAGCGGUUUUGGGCCUUGAACGAGUCUCCUUGUUUUCGGCAGGGAAUAUUGGUUUUCAGGAGUUUUUAAGAGAAAACUUUUUUCUGUUUAAACCACUGUCACAAUAUAGUCUUUAUACGCCCUAUAUUGGCAUACGAAACCGCGAGCUCAAGUGGUUAAAGUCGGACUUUGACGGCCAUUUUGAUCUUCUUUAGGCUGUCAUAUCCCCGGAUCCCGAGGGUCGCAGAAGAUCGCGGUUUUCAGCAUAGAGGUAGAUCUGAAACUCUAUACACGGUUUUAUAGCGGAGACGUCUGAUGAAGCAUACCCCCAACUAGAAUAAACAACCUCUCAAUCACUACACCACAUCAUCCCAGAGCCGAGCAAAUCACGUAGCAAGAUGUCUUCCAAAUCAACUUCGAGCGUAAAAGGCAACACCAGAGCUGACCCGAAAACAGGGACGCGAGGAACUGAUCGUGUCCUCAAAAUAUCUCGUCUGGAAGCACCCGACAUGGUAAUGAGGGAGGAGAAGAGGAAGAAAACCCAAGCUCCUCUGCCCAACACCGAAAAAGGGGACACUCCGGUCAGCCUAGCCACUAUCCUAAUAACCCCCUCAGACGCUGGCACUGGACAUGCCGGUGACACAAAGGAGAAACACCCCUUGACCGUAGCAGAAACACAAGAAGCACAACAGUUACGGGGUGGAGCUGCAUCAUUAAGAAUCAAAACGCAAUUAAGGCAGGCCAGUGUAGCUGAAGAAAUGUCGGCUCUAACCACCUCAGACUGCCUCGAAGACCUUGAGGACAGAAAAAGCACGGACGGCCGAUUUUCACUCAACAACUCAUCAAGCGCUGGACCAAACAGGUUAAUGAAUGGGCUUCCAAAACGAGCAAACGAAAUACUACAGGAGGCCAAGGCAGAGUUGGAGAGAUCGGGAAACCUCAAAAGGGAGAUAAGAGAAAAUGUGGUCGCAUCCCUUCAAGAGUUGUAUGAGAUGGUACUAAGACUAGCCGACUCACGCAUUUUACUCAUGCUCGAGGCCCAUAGAACCAAACCAAAUGAAACGAAAAACAUUGACAGAAUCAGAGCCAAGCACACAAACGAGUUGAAAGAUGCCCUCAACAAAUAUGAAGAACUGGAUGGCCAUAUUCUAACACUCAACAAAGACACGGAAAUGGUACGACAAAUAAUCCUGAGAGACGUUCAUGAUGAAUUAGCAAAGGUUAGACAGAACCAGGAAAACUCCUCUAAGGAAAUUAAGAAUACCCUAACAGAGUUAAAUACCCAAGUACAGAACAUAAAUAGUCAGAUCACGAACAUCCAAAUGCAUAUUGGGACAAAUACAGCAAAUACUCUACCCGAAUUGGAGGAAGUGAACAGGCGAAUACAGGAAGUCCAAGACACCCUACUUCACUUUACACAGGUACCGAAAAAAUCGACGGAGGAAAGACAAGAUAAAACUCCAAUUGAAACCUCAUACCUGAGAGACACCAUACAGAAGUCGGUCGAAACCGCCCUUGAAAUUAGUGAACUAGGGGUAAUCAAGGAACUCUGCAGCGAUACCAAUCAAAAGAUGGCCGAAACCAAGGAUAACACUGCAACUCUCCUGGGACGGACCAACAAAGAUGAAGAAAUGGGAAGAGCUCUAAAAUCAGAAAUAACAAAAAUCAAGGACGACAUAGCAGAUCUAAGAGAUGUGUCAGUGGAAGCAGUGGCCCCCAUCCGUACGGCCAUUGAAGAGAUAAGAGGAGAAAUUAAAACAUCAGAGAGACGAUCAAAUAGGAUACCAGAAAAUGUGGAAGGACAAAGAAAGAGUAAAAUCCCGUCAAGAGUACCACCAACUGAUCCAAAUUGGCCAAUAGUACUUGAAUCAGUAGAUCCCCGCUCAACCAGCGACGAUAUCAUAAAAAACGUUAAAGGCAAAGUAGACCCUGUCGCACUAGGAAUAGCUAUCAAUGGAAUCAGGAAGAUCCGAAACCAGAAGGCCAUAGUCUGCUGUGAUUCUGAGAAGGAUCGCAAAGCCUUUUGCCAGGCUCUCAAGAACGCAGAACCCAAGCUGUCAGCCAAGAUCCCCAGCACCAAAAACCCACUACUAAAACUCCCAGGGGUAGCUAAUGACAUGACCAACAAUAACAGCCAGAUAGAAGAAGCAGUCAUUAAGCUGAACAAAAGACUUUUGGUGGAGGUGGAAAACAAAGAUCUCAAGGUCAAGGUGCAGCGAAGAACAAAGGGAAGGAACUCACUGGUGGCCAACGUAAUUUUGGAAGUCAACUACAAGAUAUGGACCAGACUAAAAGAUCUACGCUUAAAAAUAGGCUAUCAAGUGGUGUCAGCUACAGAUCACUCCCCAAUCAGACAAUGUUACAACUGCCUAGGAUUCGGUCAUUUGGCUCGAGAUUGCAACCAAGAAUCCAACAAGUGUGGAUACUGCGCACAACAAUACGAUAGCAGAAUCUGUGCAAACAAGAAUGGCCCACCAACUUGCGCUAAUUGCAAAAAAGAAACAGGUAUGGCCACUGCACACCCAGCCUACAGUAGGGAAUGUCCGAUUUGGCAAUUUUCUUUCUUUAAGUAAUAUAAUAGUUUCGGUAGAUAGUAUGGAUUUAUUAUUUGUAGACACUUUUCGAGCAACAGUUUUGAGAGUAUUUACAAAAUAGCAGUAUGUCGUCUCAAUUGCUUUAUUGUAUUCCUUUUGUUCUUUUCUCUCUAGAAAUUCUUUUAAAUUGUUCAUUAUCUCUAAGUUAUUUUUAAUGUCCACAUAGGGAGUCAAUCCAGUUUGCAGCUUUCGACUUUUCUUUGUAUGUGACGCUCGUAACGUUGCACGUAUCAUUUUAUGGUCCGAAUUAAAAUUUAAAUUAUGUAAAACUGACAGAUCUUUAAAAACUUUUGGUUUAUUGGUCAUAAUGUAGUCGAUUUCAUUUUUAAAGAGUCCAUUUGGGGAAGUCCACGUCCAUUUCUUAUUCUUUUUCUUUUUAAAGAAACUAUUCAAGAUACUUAGUUUGUUUUCUAAACCGAAGUUAACCAAAUGUUGUCCGUUUUUGCUCCUAUUGCCAUUGCCAUAUCUUCCUACAGUGUACUCUUCGCCACUACGACAUUCCCCAAUUUGUCCAUUAAAAUCACCCAUUAUUAUUAUAUUUUUGUGAGCAGUAUCAACAGUACUUUGUAAUUUUUGGUAGAAUUCCUCUAUUUUGUUUGUGUCUUGUUUUUUAUCUGCUUCAGUUGGCGAGUAAACCUGAAUAAUUGACCAUAAUUCGUCUCUGCUAUUUUGUACGGGAAAUUUGACGUUGAGUAUUGCUAUUCUUUAGGAUAUGCCCUUCAAUUCCUCGAUUCGGUCCGUAUAUUUUCUUUUUAUCAAAAAACCAACUCCGUAUUGUCCUCGUGUUUCUCCUUUAUAAUGCAGUAUAUACUUUCCGUGGUCUUCUAUGCCUUCUCCCAUUCUUCUCACUUCACUUAAUCCAAUAAUAUCCCAAUUUAUUUCAUCAAUUGCUGUUUCUAGUUCGAUGAGUUUCUCUGGGGUUCUUAGUGAUCGUGUGUUAAGCGUCGCUAUGUGUAUGUCGCAAUUAUUAUUCCUUUUUUGGUUCUAUCCUUAGAGGGUGCUGGUCGUUUUCUCCCACAAUGACCAGUCGGCUUGGGAGAGAGUGUAGUUUUUCUAUUGUAUGUAUUUUUGAUUCUUUUUUUUGUUGUAUUUUCCGAUUGCCGGGGAUUGGUUGCUACUGUUGCUUGUUUGUAAGGACGUUAGUAAGAGAGUUAGAUCUCAUUCUCAUCACGUCAAAUGCGUUGGCUCUAUUGGCCUUAGAGGGUACGGUGGCUUGCUGUUUUUUAGGUUGAAAGUCUGAAGAAUGCGGUGAAGAAGAAGUUUCCUUUUUUCUUUUUUCGUUAGUUGUGUCCAUUUCCUUCACUAUAAGCUUAUCAUAUUUCAAAUACGCUAUUUUACCCUUCUUCCUUUCUUCAAUCAACUCCGCCUGUAACACCUUCCUUUUGGCCAGUACAUUCUUUGGAUAAUCUUCGGUGACAUAUAUCUCCUUAAGAUAUUUUUUAUUUUUUACUAUCUCA
Molecule: messenger RNA, 4635 nt
Organism: Bombyx mandarina (wild silkworm)
Lineage: Eukaryota; Metazoa; Arthropoda; Insecta; Lepidoptera; Bombycidae
Source: RefSeq, a predicted model, not a curated record